AUGCAUGAUAGGAAUGGGAGUAGACUCCCCUCCAGUGCUAGUGUCUCAAGUGAUCCUUUAGAUAAAGUCUCGUAUGGUUCUGCCUCCCGUCUUAAAGGUUAUAGCUCUGCUAGACAUCGACAGUCCUCUCAAGCCAACAGGCCUAAUAGCAGCAAUGGUUAUACUGCAUCAGCAACUCGCAGAGAGGCUUCUACUCACAGCUACAGCAGUCUUAGCAAUCACAGUACCAGCAACAGCACUACUCCAGCUCAUACAGGUGGAGGUCCCAUUCGAAUAGCUGGUCAUCAGAAACUAGCCUCUCCUCCCCACAAGACUAAUAAUACCACUUCCAAUAUGUCCAGUAGCAGUCACUACGACGGUUCUUAUGGAAACAAAAUCAGCAGAGAUGGAUAUAGCAGGAACAACAGUAACUCUUAUUCUGGCACAGGAGAGUCCAGAUCCAACAACUUCAAUCAUACUAGUAGAAGCUACUCUAGUCAUAGGGAACAUACUCCUCGUCGUACUCCAACUCAUGUACAGAGACCAUCCACUCCACUCCAUCAAAACAACUGGCUGGUAUCCUUGGCAGAUAUGCAAAACAGUCCAUCUAUAAAUGCUGGAUUCACUUUUGUCAAAGAAACCAGCUGUAGAAUGAAGGGUUGCAUGUUCAUGGCUACAGUUGGGAUGGCCAUUAAUGUCACUCAAACUUCUAUCGGAAUCGCAUGUGUCUUGUUGCAUAGAUUCUAUUUAAGAAACUCUUUAAAGGACUUUGACUUUCAUGAUGUGGGUGCUGCAUGUCUGUUUCUUGCAUGCAAAAUUCAUGAAACCCCAAAGCGAUUCAAAGAUCUUAUAAUAGCAUGCGCUCGAAAGUCUCAUAAAGACGAUUCUCUCCCUAUUAUUGAUGGAUCAAAAGAGUUUCGACGAUGGCAGGAAACCAUUCUGUAUCACGAAGAGAUAGUUUUGACCUCGUUGUGCUUUGAUCUAAAUGUAGAUACUCCUUACGAUAUACUUAUGCGUAUGGGAACUGAACUAAAUGUUACAAAACAAUUAAGGCAAAUUGCAUGGAGUAUUGUCAAUGACAUUUUACGAACCACGCUAUGUGUUAGAUCUACUCCAAGUUGUAUUGCUGCAGGCUCACUAUUGUUUGCCAUCCGCAUAUUAGACGAUCCAGAUGGUGAAGGAGUAUCAGAACAAAAAUUUUGGGAAUUGUGUAAAUGCGAUCAUUCAAAAGUUGAAGCGGUAAUGGAAGAAAUCAUAGAAUUGUAUUCAUCACAAGAACUUUCACAGCAUUUAAGUCGCAGAGAUCAUCGCAAAGUGACGGCAUCGACAUCUAGAAAGUAA
Batrachochytrium dendrobatidis JAM81 is the source of this 1320-nucleotide messenger RNA. RefSeq lists its product as uncharacterized. Gene Ontology annotation, biological process: transcription preinitiation complex assembly; positive regulation of DNA-templated transcription, elongation; DNA-templated transcription initiation. The record is from RefSeq and is a predicted model, not a curated record. Lineage: Eukaryota; Fungi; Chytridiomycota; Chytridiomycetes; Rhizophydiales. Gene Ontology annotation, molecular function: cyclin-dependent protein serine/threonine kinase activator activity. The coding region runs from base 1 to 1320 and encodes 439 amino acids. Gene Ontology annotation, cellular component: cyclin/CDK positive transcription elongation factor complex; nucleus. The transcript is spliced from 6 exons.